AUGCAGCAACAGCGCCACCACCACCAGUCGCAUUUCUCCGCCUCAGGCCCCACCACCCCUUUCGGGUCCACCGCCGUGGCACCCACCGCCAGCUCCGAAGCCAAGCGCGGCAAGAGGCGAGGCAGUUACAACUGCGGCCGGUGUGGCCAGCCCAAGAAGGGCCACUCCUGCCACCUACCCGCCGCCGAUGAAUCCUUCGUCGCCGAUGUUCCGUCUCCGUCCGAUCUCUCCGUACCCCCUCUGCCUCCACGUAAGCCCUACUCUCACCUCCGCCGAGCUCUGUCGUUCGACGACGACGUUGAUAGCUCUGGAUGGGGCGGAGGAGGUGGCGGCGAUUUUGACUCACCGGAUCCCGACUCCGAUGAGAUCGAUGACCUUGUGGUGGAUUCGGAGUCGGGUACGGGUUUAUGCGGUCUGCCUGCGAGCUGUCUUUGGGAUAUUUUGAAGAGGCUGCCGCCGCCGGAGCUGUUGUCGGCGGCAAUGGUGUGCAAGGGGUGGAAGGAGACGACAAGGAGGCUGUGGAAGGCUGCGGAAAUGCUUAGGAUUAGGGUUCCGGCGAGGGCUCAAGUCGGGCUUGUUGGAUCGGUGUUGCAAAAGUGCCCGGGCCUGGUUAACCUCUCUCUUAGAAUGGAAAGUGAUGUGGAUGCAACAUUGCUGGCCUGGAUCACAUUUUCAUGCCCAAAUCUUGAAUUCCUGGAGAUCACUACUUCUGAAACGGCUAUCAAUCGAAUCACCGGUGAUGAGCUGGGUCGUUUUGUUGCUGAUAGAAGAUUACUGAAAAGCCUUAAGAUGGAAGGUUGUUCUAAUUUAGGCGGAUUUGCUCUUUCUUCAUCAAGUCUUUCUACAAUUUGGCUUUCUGGUCUUCACUCCCUUUCUAAGAUGGUUUUUAAUUGCCCCAAUCUAAAAGAGAUUUCUGUAGACUUUUCUAGCCAUGAAAAUGAUAAUACGGAUCUUGUUACCAUGGUUGAUGCUCUGGGAAGGAACUGCCCAAGGUUACAAAACAUACACAUUGCAUCAAUCCAGCUUUCCAAUGCUGUUGUUCUUGCCCUUACAGCUGCACAAUUAAGGGGGUUGAGAAUGCUUUCUCUUGUUCUUGGAUCUGAUAUCACUGAUGCUUCUGUUGCUGCCAUUGCUUCAAGUUACCCAAACUUAGAAUUGCUUGACCUGAGUGGAUCUAGCAUCACUGAUAGUGGCAUUGGAAUGAUUUGCAAUGUGUUCCCUGAUACUCUUUCAAGACUACUGGUUGCUCUUUGUCCUAACAUCAGUGCAAGUUUUAUUCAAUUCGCCACAGCUCAACUGCCUCUUCUUGAACUCCUGGACUGUGGCAUGACCAUAUGUGAUCCCAACUCUCUGGAUUCAACAUCCGAGGAAACCACUGGCUUUGAAUUGGCACAAACAUCCAAUGCUAAAGUACACCUUAGUUACCAGAAGCUGAUCAUUAAACAUGGCCGGCUGAAAAAACUCAGCUUGUGGGGCUGUUCUGGCUUAGAUGCUCUAUAUUUAAACUGCCCUGAACUUAAAGAUCUGAAUUUGAAUUCUUGCAAAAAUUUGUACCCAGAGAGAUUGGUGCUUCAGUGCCCCAAUUUAGAAAAUGUGCAUGCAUCAGGUUGUCAAGAAUUGUUUAUUGGGGCCAUCCAGAGCCAGGUCAAUAAUAACUUUGCUGGUGUGGAUAGCUUAUUACCAUGUAAGCGUCUAGCCGAUGGCUCAAAGAGGGUUCGGGUGCCACAUUUUCUUAGUGCACAGUCAUCCGACGACGAUAAGAAGCGAAGAAGGGUUGAGAGGCCGAAAUGCAAUGUGCUUGUGUUCUGA
Prunus armeniaca (apricot) is the source of this 1809-nucleotide messenger RNA. The record is from the annotation of a GenBank genome assembly. NCBI's taxonomy places the organism in Eukaryota, Viridiplantae, Streptophyta, Magnoliopsida, Rosales, Rosaceae.